AUGAACAUGAAUAUAGAAAUCGAUCCGGCGACUUUCGAAAUCCCUCAAUAUUAUCGUUCGUUGAACAACGGUGAUUAUGGCAUAUGCAUAAGCGGAAAUACAGCUGCACGUGAAGUGGGUUCCAAUGGAAAUCUUGCAUCAAGAUACGUAUCAGAAGAUGAACUCUAUUUGCAAUUUGCAUUGGAACAAAGCAUGCGUGAAGCGGCAGGCCCACCAACAGCAAGUGCUAGCAGUUGUUUUGAGGGACCCGCGAGCAAUGUCUCGGAUUGGCAUGAAGACACAGAUUUAGCAUAUGCAAUAAGAGAAAGUAUACGAACGCUUCGUUUGGAGCAACUGAUGAGGGAAGAUGCUACACCUGUCGACGAUACCAAUACCACAGAGCGUCGCCAGACUUUCAUGGACGACGAUAUUCAGCUUGCAAUACGACUAUCGAAAAAGGAGGAGGAAGAAAGGCUGAAAGCAUGUGAAGAACAAGAAGAAGAGUUAAAACGUAUCAUUAAACUAUCUCUCAUCGAGAAAUGA
This is a messenger RNA of Acanthocheilonema viteae, 522 nucleotides long. The record is from the annotation of a GenBank genome assembly. Lineage: Eukaryota; Metazoa; Nematoda; Chromadorea; Rhabditida; Onchocercidae.